AUGAUGAUGAGUCAUUUGCCAAACAUAGAUAAAGACUUUUCCUUGGUUAUUCAACAAGAAAGGGAAUUGAAUUUCUCAAGUUCUACUAAUGUUCCUAAUACUAGUGGUGAAGAGGUUGUUGCAUUCCAGGUUCGGACUGCUUCAGGAAAUCAGGCUGGCAAGUCUGGAAACAAUGCUUACAAGGGUAAAGUUCGGGGUUAUGGUGGAGCUAAAGGACACAAUCGGGUCUGCACACAUUGUGGCAGGACUAACCAUACCAUUGAAACAUGCUUCCUUAAACAUGGUUAUGCACCAGGUUUUAAGCAAAUAGGCAAGCUUCCUACAACCAUUGUAUCUGCAAAUGCUACAUUAGACUCUCCUCAGUUUACUUCAACUUCAUUUGGUUUUGGCUUCACUCAAGAUCAGUACAACAGUCUCUUGGAGCUGCUCCAACAGUCAAAGACCUCUCCUAAGGCCAAUUCCAUUUCCACAUCCCCUUUUGUUUUAAACUCACACUCAUCCAACAGCAAUGGUAAGAACCCUUUCCUUUGGAUCCUUAAUACAGGAGCCACUGACCACAUUUGUUUUAACAUAGCAUCUUUCAUUUCUCAUAAAAACAUUAUUCUUGUUCAUGUUAGCUUACCAAAUGGAUCUCAGAUUACUGCUACUAUAUUUGGAAGUGUAGAAUUGUCAUCUUAUUUAAUCUUGCACAAUGUCUUAUACAUACCAAGUUUUCAUGUCAAUUUAAUUUCCAUUGCAAAACUGAAGAAAUUGCCAUUUCCAAAUAGUGUUACUCAAUCUACUGCUUCCUUUCAAAUUUUACAUGCUGACAUUUGGGGUCCCUUUUUUACUAUAUCCAUUCUUGGACACAAAUAUAUUUUAACAUUAGUUGAUGAUUAUUCAAGAUCUGAUAAUGGUAGUGAAUUUCUUGCCUUGUCUAAUUUCUUCUUAUCUUCUCCAUCAAUGUGA
Molecule: messenger RNA, 948 nt
Organism: Vicia villosa (hairy vetch)
Lineage: Eukaryota; Viridiplantae; Streptophyta; Magnoliopsida; Fabales; Fabaceae
Exons: 3
Coding region: 1-948 (315 amino acids)
Source: RefSeq, a predicted model, not a curated record